Molecule: messenger RNA, 2624 nt
Organism: Hypoxylon trugodes
Lineage: Eukaryota; Fungi; Ascomycota; Sordariomycetes; Xylariales; Hypoxylaceae
Product: putative GMC oxidoreductase
Exons: 5
Coding region: 445-2349 (634 amino acids)
Molecular function (GO): flavin adenine dinucleotide binding; oxidoreductase activity, acting on CH-OH group of donors
Source: RefSeq, a predicted model, not a curated record
CACAUAUCAAGUUGCCCUUGCUUCAUUCUAAGCCUUAUACACCGACAGCACUCUUAAACUACUAUGCGACUCUGGGUAUUGGUUUUGUCAUCUUAUUCGACAUGGAUGUGUUUCUACUUGGAGCGUAGAUGAAAGAGGCUCAAAGAAGUACCUUGUUGAGGACAAGGGUAUACCCCACCUAUGCUCGGCGCGUUGGUACUAGGUAGGCAUUGAAUGAGGCACAGCACACACUAGAUUCUCGGGUUUGAUGAGGGCUACAUAUCUACACCGUAAAUUGUUGGUUAGCCCGAAGCUAAGUGCACGGUCUCGACUCUUCCAACGUACAAUAUAAACCAUUUCGAUUUCCUUGUCUUUGCUCUGUCCCCAGCUUGAGAUCUACUUAGUCCUAAGAUACGGGUUUCUGGGCUGAGAGGGGCAAUUACACGUUCAGGAUAAUCUGCCACGAUGUGGCCCUUCUCUCCAUACCCCGAACACGCGCCUUCCGAGGUUAACGGGAAAGAAUAUGACUACAUAAUAGUAGGAGGCGGAACCGCCGGUUGCGUUCUCGCAUCACGCUUGUCGGAAGAUCCCCAUGUCUCGGUACUCGUUCUGGAUAAGGGCCACGUCAAGGACAACAUGAUUUCGCGGAUACCGCUAGUAAGCCAGAAUUUACACAUGAGCGACCCGCUGCAAAUCCGGGCUGAUCGCUGGUCGGAACCUAUCCCCGGCGUUAACGGGAGGAAGACGCAUCUUUGGGGUGUUGAGGGUAUCGGCGGUAAUUCGCGGGUGAAUGCUAUGUUAUGGACGAGAGGAUCGCCGGGGGAUUACGCGGCGUGGUCUGAGAUGGGUUUUGGUGAUUGGGGUUGGGAGCAAGUCGAACCGUAUUUUCGCAAGAUUGAGAACGCAGUCUCACAUCCCAACUCCAAGUCCAGGGGGCAUAAUGGUAAGUCUAGAAAACCAUUCGCUCUGGACCUGUUCAACUACGUUAAAAUCCCUGCAAGUUCAAAUGGGGCCCCUAGUAUUAUCGCGAAGGCUUCCGAAAAGGCGGGCUUGCCGAUUUCCCAAGAUUGUAACGACCCAUCCGCGCCAGCUAUGGGUUACUUCUACUUAGAUGCCACCAUCAAAGAACGCGGCGAAAGGAAUUCCGCAUACAAGACUUACUUAAGCAGAGACGUGGCUCUCCAGAGGCGUGGGCGCCUUACUGUUUGCACUGGCACAGUUGCAUCGCAUCUAGAGCUCAAUGCUCAAACAGGUGUUGUCAGCGGUGUCCACAUCCGGUCAUCCGAAAAACAAGGAAAGGAUCAAGGUCGCGAGUAUUUCGUGAAGGCGAAACGAGAAGUCAUCCUCUGCUCCGGCGCAUUGUGCAGGCCCCAACUCCUAAUGUUAAGCGGAAUCGAACCCAAAGGCACGGCGGAAAAUCUAGGCAUCCCUCUUGUUAAAGAACUACCAGCGGUGGGCGCCACACUUUCCGACCAUUACAGUUUCCCCGUCCAACUCGAAGUACCCAAAGAAGAAACGCUUCAUAUCCUGGAAUCCGUAUGGGCAAUCUGGUAUUUCUUGCUUUGGAUUUCGUUCGGGAAGGGGUUGAUGGCGUAUACAUGUUGUCUAGGGACCAUUUUCCUCCAAACUAGGGCUAUCGAUCGAAAGACCAUGCAAAUACAAGCUCGCGACGAAAACGGCGCAGAUAACCAGGACGCAUCGCAGUCGCGCAACGUUCCAGAUAUAGAGAUCAUGAUCCUGCCUAGCCAUUGCCUGGAACCAGCUGUCCCGGGGCACACCUUUUUCACCUUAUAUCCUACUGUAGUUCAACCAUAUGGCACGGGUCACAUUGAGCUAGUCGGCAAAGAUCCACUUACCCAUCCUCGGGUAACGCACCCCUUAUUCAGCGACGAACGGGAUGUCGCAGUGGCUCGAAUCGCGAAUUCGGGUUAUCCGUACCCUGCACCAAUCGGUUUUGCUCCCGGCAAUAAUCCAGAUCUCUUAAAUGAGUGGGAAGAGCUUUAUAAAGCUAGUAAGACAAUACCAGACGCCGAGCCAAGAAAAGGCGCGGAAAAGAUCGUCAAGUUGAGCGGUAAUGGAGGCCGGAACAAAACUUGGAAGAAUGUCACAGACGACGAAAUCGACGAUUACACGAGAAGAAUCAGCCAGACGAGUCUACACUAUUCGCGCACGUGUCCGAUGUCUAAGGAUGAGAAGACCGGGGUCGUAGAUCAACAACUUCGUGUGCAUGGAUUCAAGAAUUUGAGGAUCGCAGACGCCAGUGUAUUCCCUAGAAUCACUAGUGGCCAUACUAUGGCGCCGACCAUAAUGGUUGCCGAGAGGUGCGCAGAUUUCGUCAAGGGUUUUUGGGGUAGGCAAAAGUCAGAGUAAACAGAGGUCAGCAUGUUAGAUAGAGCUUGGACAUAGGACGCAAGUGAGGUUGAGAUAUAAGCCAAGCGAAUGUAUUUAAAUCGUAACCUUGUAAUCCCUUAGAAUAUCACUUCCAAUCAUAAGAGAAACAAAUUACUUCUCUAGCUUCGCAUGCCGCGAUUUCGAUUACAAGAAAUUGAAUUUAAGCCUUUGCGACCAUCCCAAGGAUUGCCUCUUCGACCUCCUUAGGGUUGGUAGCGUUUAAGAAAUGGGCACCGCCGUCAAUCAAGUCAAGC